Molecule: messenger RNA, 167 nt
Organism: Dentiscutata heterogama
Lineage: Eukaryota; Fungi; Glomeromycota; Glomeromycetes; Diversisporales; Gigasporaceae
Source: the annotation of a GenBank genome assembly
AUGAAAAUAAAAUAAAAAUUUCUCAAGAUGGUUACGCUUUUAGAGCGAAUAUAGUUGAUCAUCAUGGGCUCAGAGUUGAAAAAGAUGAGAAGCUAGCCGUUGUUAUAAGAAUAAAGUUAGGAUUAAAAAGAACAUUCUCUUUUUACAUAACACUUGCCAAAAAAUGA